Phalaenopsis equestris is the source of this 2641-nucleotide messenger RNA. Its product is annotated as DNA polymerase-like. Gene Ontology annotation, biological process: DNA replication. Lineage: Eukaryota; Viridiplantae; Streptophyta; Magnoliopsida; Asparagales; Orchidaceae. The transcript has a single exon. Gene Ontology annotation, molecular function: DNA binding; nucleotide binding; DNA-directed DNA polymerase activity. The record is from RefSeq and is a predicted model, not a curated record.
AGGAGUUCUCUUCUUUAUUAAGGGAAAAUAUUCCUGAGAAUAUAAGCAAGAAGAUGCUGGAAUCUUGGGAAGAAAAUAUCUCGGGUAUACUGACCUGUUACGAGACGUAUACUCGUCAAGUAUGCGGUCAUUCCUUAACUGAGCUUGAGAAAAGGUGGGAAAAAUUCCAGUUUCAACUCAAAACAAAACCGGGUCAACCCCAUUACUGCGUACACUAUUAAGCAUGAAGAUGAGGGCAUACACAACAGACAGUGCUAAUACAGCUUCUAUCGGACUGUUAUUGAAUCGCUUGUAUCAAAAGAUUGAACGAACAACAACCCAAGAUCCGCAUCCAGGGUUGAUUAUUGCUACACAUCACUUCAAAAAGCCUUACCCUCUUGUUAACGAGAUUGACCUACUCAGUCUUGCUACCCUUGGUCUCUUAAUCCAGUUUGCUUACCCAUCUUUAUCUGGUUACGCUAAGUUGACUAUUUCCUUGACUAUGAUUCGAUCUUACGGAGAGGAGAUCUCAUUUACUACAGGUCCCGCUAUCCCCUUGACUUAUCAAGAUUGUGAGUUCAUUCCAAAGAAUGAGGUCUAUGCUCAAAUAUAUCGAAGUAUUCUGAAAUAUGCAGAAAUCUACGACGGGGAGAAUCUAGUUCGACUCAUGAUCCGAGUCUAUAUGGACGGCAAAAAGAUGUAUAGGCCUUCCCUAUCUUCUGAGGAGAGAGAUAGCACACUUUCUUCAAUCAUGAAAGCCGGAUUGAGUGAGAUCGAGCCAAUAACUGCAAGAGCAAUCCGAAAUCGUCAGCGUAGCUAUCCAAGGCAUAUCCAAGCACUCAAACCAUCUCGCACAGAGCUGAAACCAUUCCUAGUUGCCGAUACCGAGACUAUACUGAUCGAUAACGAACAUAAGCCUUAUGCAGUAGGUCUCUUGUUGGUUCGUCCUGGUAAAGAGAUCAAGAAUCGAUUGAUCGAUACUUACUUCAGCGAAGACCACUCUAUAAUCUUGGAUUCCUUUGAAGAAAGGAGUACUAAGGUUCUUUUUGACUUUAUCAAAAGGAUAUUAGCGAUUGUUAGAAAAGAAAAAUCAGCUUUCACUAUUUACUUUCACAAUUUAUCUAGAUUCGAUGGUAUUUUCUUGCUUAAGCACCUAGCAUGUCAUCAUAAGAGCUACAAGCUCAAACCACUGGUUAGGAACCAUAGGCUUUACGAGAUAGCUGUCUAUUCUGGUAAGAAGAAGUUAUUCUGCUUCAGAGACUCCUUGAAUCUUCUACCAGGCAAACUGAGCGACCUAGCUAAUAAUCUAUGCCCGGAUCUAGGCCAGAAAGGCUCAAUCCCAUAUGAUGAGGUGAAACUGUCAAAUCUGGUCAGUAUGAAAAAAAGCUUGUUAGACUAUAUGAAGCAGGACAUCCUUCUCCUUGGAGGUAGAAUGCAAAAAGCUCAAGAGAUUUAUUGGAAGCUGUAUAACGUGGACAUAGAAAGCAAGAUUACACUUUCCUCAUUGGCUCUAAGCAUCUAUCGUCUGAAAUACUACGACUCAAAGAAUUGGCCUAUCCACAUCCCAAAUAAGAAUGAAGACUCCUUUAUAAGGCGGGGAUACUAUGGUGGUCAUACAGAUACAUACAAGCCAUAUGGCGAGGACCUAUACUACUACGAUGUGAACUCUCUCUAUCCCUUUGUAAUGAAGGAAUUCCCAAUGCCUGGUGGUGAUCCAGUCUGGCAUGGAAAUCUGGUUGGUAAGGACUUAGAUGAUAGCUUGUUUGGCUUUAUUGAGGCAUAUGUGGUAUGUCCGAAGACUCUAAAGAGGCCAUUUCUACCCUAUCGAGACAAGAAUCAGACUCUUCUCUUUCCAACCGGGGAAUUUGUUGGAGUCUACUAUAGUGAGGAGUUAAAGUAUGCAAAAAGCUUAGGCUACACUGUGAUCCCAAUCUCAGGAUACCUCUAUGAGAGAAUGGAAAGCCCAUUCAAGGACUUUGUUAGCACACUCUUUGAGAGUAGGUUAGAGGCAAGGAAAGAAGGUAAUGAUGCCUUGGCCUUUGUGUACAAGAUCCUUAUGAAUUCGCUAUACGGUAGAUUUGGUAUUAACCCAAAAUGCACGGUCACCGAUGUCUGCGAUGAAAAUCGAUUCAAACAUUUGAUCAGGAAGAGUUAGUUAAUAUCCUUUUAUAUGCUUAGCGAGAACAACUACAUCGUUUCCUACCAUAGCAAUACCGAGACGGACUCAGAUUAUUGGAACCCACCGAAGAAUUCAGCUGUACAACUAGCAGCUGCGAUAACUGCCUCCGCUAGGAUCUAUAUGUUCCCCUAUAUCUCAAGAGAAGACAGCUACUACACAGACACUGACUCAGUUGUGCUUGGUCAGCCACUACCUGAAGAAGUUCUUUCUUCAUCUGUCUUAGGCAAGUUGAAGCUAGAGGAUAGAAUCAUAAAAGGAUACUUUUUAGCACCGAAAUGCUAUUCUUACAACACAAUAGAUGGAAAAGGUGUUAAGGGACCAGCUAAAAACCAGGUCUAUCCAGAAUGGUUUGAGGCACAGUACACUGACCCAGCUCGUACAGAACAGGUACAGGUUUCUUCCAACUUCAAGGUUGAUUGGCACUCUCUUAACAUCAUAAAGAAAGACACAUUGGUCAAAAAAAAUAGGUCUAAAUCUCAGUAA